Messenger RNA from Racocetra fulgida, 683 nucleotides. Lineage: Eukaryota; Fungi; Glomeromycota; Glomeromycetes; Diversisporales; Gigasporaceae. The record is from the annotation of a GenBank genome assembly.
AUGGACAACAUUAAUAAUAUUGAAGUCAUUGAUCUUUCAUAUGAUGAAAUACGUGAAUCUUUACAAAAUGAAAUAUACAACCCUUUACAAAAUGAAAUAUGCGAUCCUUUACAAGAUAAAACAUCACAAAAUAGUGAAACAAUAAAUGAUCCUUUACCUGAUUCUAAUGAAAUAAAUGAUCCUUCGCCUGAUCCUAAUAUGUUUGUGGAAUUGUAUUUAUUUAAAUCUAAUGAAUCAUCAAAUAAAAAAUGUAAACUUUCUAAUCCGCUACGUGAUUAUCUUGUACCAAGUACUAGUGGUUACAUUGUUUGCUGUACAUUAUGUGAAGUGAGCUGGAAAAAAUCAACUGGAAUCAGUACAAUUAAAAGACAUUUUAAAAAAUUUCAUAAGGAUAUUUAUGACCAAUUGCAAGAGGAAAUUCAGAGAAAUAAAACCAUUGAGCCAUAUGGUCCAAAUGAUGAAGUAAAAGUUAAACGCAUUACUUAUUUACUUAUUAACUUUCGUGAGCUUAUAAAUGAACUUGACAAACAAUAUAGAUUACCAUGCCGAAAAACUAUAUCUAACCAAGUUAAUGCCAUCUAUCAAACACAACAAUUAAAUUUUCUUGAAGAUAUGAUUAACGGCUCAAUAGAAGAUACUACGCCAAAACUUGUUGCAACAGCUAUGGCAAUUAAACUUGAUGA